CAUCGUUUUACGUUAGCUGCUAACAAGAUUUUGCUACAUUCUAAGGUUUCGGACGCUAAUAGAAUCGCAAACAUGUAUCUGGUGUCGGGAAAACCUCAGGUCAUAUACAGCACAUAAUCAAAUGUGGUGUGUGAUUUCUUUAUUGUUAAUAUUGCGUUUGGUAGAAUGUCAAUACAACGAUAUUUGUGGUUUGCACCAUGGCAAGAAGUUCUUCUUGGAGCAUGGAGAAAGUGGAUCUGUGGUGGCUGACUACAAGGAUAAUAUGGUGAAGAGCAAUGCUACGUCUACAUAUAGUAGAUGCAAGGUGGAGUUUGUUACUUGUUCAUCUUGUAUUAUUGAGAUCCAGUUUCGGUACCUGAAUAUAUCUCGAAAUUGUGGCAGAUCUCCAGUCAUAGACACCUGCGGCUGUGACUAUGUCUGGAUCUAUGAGCCACAUGUGGAAGAUACGUCGGGAGAGCAAUUCUGCGGUCGGUUUAUCAAAAGUAAUACUUCUGAGCUGACAUACGUUAGUCAAACGAGGAAUGUUGCUAUAACUUUUGUGUACAAUAACGAAUAUGGACAUGCUUUCACAUUGGACUAUUUCACAAAAAGGAACAAAGUGGCUGUUACUGGAUACCCAACUAUAUCGAACAUGAACAACGUCAGUCAGUACAUAGCAUCGGCGUUUUUUCCACAACUCUAUCCUACAGAUCUAGCUGUUGAGUAUAGCAUCACUUGUGAGUCUGUUGAGCCUUGCAGGAUAAGCUUGUUAUUCACCGAUUUUUUAGUCGACGAUUCAUCAAUAAUGGAGUUUUUUGACUGGAACGGUCAAAGGAUGUAUGUUAUGUCUGGAAAUACAUUCAGACCUCCAGUAAUUAUCAGCAAUGGUCCGUCGAUGAGUAUAAAGUUUUACGCAAACGGUGGCUCGGACUAUGGAUUCAAAGCAACGUACUCGUUUAUACUGGGACAUGUAGAUGAUCUAGCUUUCAAACCAAAUAUAGGUUGUGGAGGAUACGUGAACAAUUUGGGUGGUGGUAUUACCAUGAUGAAUAUGGUAGAAGAUGGUACAAAGUUUUACGAUUGUGUGUGGAUUAUAAAACCACCUGAAGUAUAUUUCCAUAGAAAAACUCAUCUUUACGUAAAAGUGGCGACAUUUUUAGACUUCGCUGGUACAACGGAAUUAACAAUACGGCAAGGAUUAACCUCCAACCAACCUUACGUUGAGGUUUUGAAAUACCCCAUGGCUCAUUAUGUAUCUCCAAGACAAAAAGAGCAUGUGGUACCCAUCACUCAAGGAUUUUAUGUACGACUAAGGGGGCUUUUCAUGCCUCAAACUCGACUUGCUAUAGUUUAUGCAGCUUUCAACUAUAAAGAUUGUUUUGGUGGUUCGGACUUUCUUUGCGAUAAUAUGAGAUGCAUUCCAAUUUUACUAAACUGUGACGGCUUUGACCACUGUGGAGAUAAUAGCGAUGAAUCAGCCGAUUGCUCGCAAGAUCUCAAGGACCAUCGAGAUUAUUCGAAGAUUCCCAACUUCCUAUUUCCGAAGAUUGAGCCGUACUCAGACAUCACUACAGCCACUUUCGUCUUUCUGACUUGCAGUUUCGGUCUGAUAGGUGUGAUAAUGGCUAUGGCUCUACUGCUUUAUAGAGUGAAUAUGCGAGCUAGACACCAAAGACAGAUCCAGGACCAUAUUGAAACCAUACACGCGAUUUUAGAAGAAAGUGUAGGUGAUGUCGAAGAAGAGAUAAUAGUACCUGAUGAUCCGCCAGAUUAUGAACCACCACCAGACUAUAGCGAACUGGUAAAGAUUAAGUAUUACAAAAACUCAGCUGAAGUGAAGCUGCAACAAAAAAGAUGUUCCCAGUGUAGCGUAUCAAAAUCCAGCGAUCAACUGAGAGAGGUCUGCUCAUCCGUCGACGUGCCAACUGAAUCUAAUGAUGAAAGAUCUAAUUCAACCGCAAGUACGAGCAGAGGCUGUCAAACAACACCAGUCAGGGUACCCGAUUCACCCCCACCCUCCUAUGAUCACCUUCCUGGUGGAGAUGCUGCUAGAGAUCGACAGGGGGAACCAGAGCCAACAACAACCUGUGCGCCAAGAUCUCUCCUGGAAAACCUCCCGAAGUACCCGACACACAUCCUCAGGGAGUUAAGAAAAGGAUUCAGGAACUGUAAGGCUCUCAGUUUGGUUAGGCAAUCCAAGAUAACAAUUAGUCGUUCAGAAGAAGACCUUGUGAAGUAUUGCUCCGAUUCGGAGCUGGUUCUCAAUUCGAGUGCUACUUUAAGAGUUUGGGCUAAGUCAAACAAGAUACGAUUUAAAAAGAGCUUUUCGUCAGAUGACUUGGACAUGCUGUGAGCUGAACGUAUUUAAUGAUAGGCAUUGUCCAAUUACCUUCACAUAAUAUCAAGUUCACGAUCUUUACUCUUUACUUUCUCCUAGUCCUAGAGUGUUUCAGAACAAUUAAGAAAAGCGGCCUCAGGCUGAAUAUGUUCUGUUGCUUUACAUCUCUAUGUAAAUCGCUAAUAGGUGGUGACGAAAGCAGCCAAAUUUGAUUCAGCUUAUGAAACUUUCGCCUAGUAUGCGAAAGCUGGUAGCAUGGUAGAUGCUUAGUGCCAUCUAUAUUUCUUGAAAAACAAAGAUGAAGAAUAAUUUAUAAAUAUAACAUAAUCAUAAAUAGCUGCUUAAAGUAUUUGCAGUUGUACGGGUGGCCAGAGGUUGGUCUGUCAAAUAUGACCGUCAGGCUACGAAAUGGUAGCGCGCUGUCUGAUAUUCUGAUAGUAUAAAAUUGAAGUGUUUAGAAAUGAUGCGCUGGUAUCGCGUUGAGAGUCCUUGACAUGAUUAUAUUUGUCAGGCCAACUAUUGACCAACCGGACCAACUGGAAAAGCUAAUAGUAAGUAUUGGUAGGGCUGCAGACGAUAUACGGAUGCUUCUGAAACAUCCAUUUACCGCUAUGUUUGCAUGAAUUAUUGUACUUUUCCAUGCAAUCAUUCUCAUAAUCUGGUCCAGAAACCGAUAAUGUCGUACAUGUACGAGAUUUCUCGUACGUCUGGCAACCCUGAAUGGUGAACACUUGCCUGCUUAUGGAACAUGCUGCCAUUUGGGAUACCGAUUUGGCAGUAACACCUACUACAUACCUUCUAAAUAUUUAGGACGGUAAUAUAAGAUAUGAAACAGUAGCAUAGGAGCUCAGGAUAAUUACGCUUGGGUAUAGUUGUUAUCACUGUUCUUGGUGGUUACGUCAUCAACGGCAUAUGAAAUACGUAAACAGAUUGAUUCUCCUUACCAUGCGUGGAUCUUAAUACUCCUAACUGAGGAAAACCGAUUCAAAAUUAUUUACUAACCGUAAUUCUCAAAAAUUCAAUCUAGUAAGUAAGUAUGGUUUUGAUGUGUUUUAAAGUUGAAAUAAAAGAUACAUACGGAAUUUACAAUAUAAUACAAACUAACACAUCUACUUGCUAACUUGAUGGAACAUUUAAUAUUGGAUGUGGAUAUGUGACAAGCUUAUGAGAGCUUUAGAAGGAGCAUCUUCAAUAAUAAAAAUGGCCAAUUCCUUCUGGAGUGAUAUGCGACUAAAUAAAUUACUGCUAGACAAAAAGAUACAUUUUGAUGAUGAUGCUGUUAAACCCGAGCUUUUAAAUAUAUGCCGCCUUAAUAAACAUCAAGCUUGUAACUUCCACAUCUAUCAAGAUAUUUAACAAUCUACAUUAAGGUGCACGCAUACAAAACUAAAAUUUUCAAAGUUGUUCCAAUAAAAGUAUGAAUUCUUGGAUUUCUUCAUCAGUGUAAUCUGAACUUUCUUCAAAGUGAAUGAUUAUAUUAGUAUCCUCCCUAUCAAACACUUGUCAUUUUUAAUCAAGUCCUCGGUAUGUUUCACACACCUAGCCCAAACUGUAGGAGUCACCUUCGCUAGCGCAUCAUCCCAAACUUUCAAAACUGCCUUGUCACCAUAGCCAUUUUCCCCAAUAUGACGAUUAUACCACUGUUUGUCUAUUCCCUAGACUAACUUAAUGCGGUUGUGUUGACAAUGAUAAAAGCGGGGAGUCACAAAACUUGUAAUAUUUCGUCAAUGACAUAUGUUGGAGCCGAUGGCUUAUUAAGGCAACAUAGAUUUAAAAACUCGAGUUUAAAAACUUGUCAUCAUCAAAAUGUAUCUAUUUGUCUUGGUACCAUUGUUUCAAUUGCAUUUCACUCAAACUGGAAUUGUAUAUGUAUAUGUACCUUUUUUUAGCUCCUGAUUGAGCGCAGAUGUCGUGAUAUGUUGUCCUUUACUUCUCACAUCGUAGAAAGUAUUCCUAAUUUCUGUUUUGGUGGCAUCACUUACAUCAUCGGUCUUGCUUUUUUUGAUUCUGUGAGUUUCCCCAGGUGUUACUGUGAGCAAACCUUUCUUGUUUUCUGAUUUUAGUCGCUGAAUACUGCGCAGACUAAUCAUCAGCACAUCUGCUACUCUCUCCAGUACGCAUGAAGUGGGUAACAGGGGACCGCUGUUUCCGUUCUCUUCCUGGAAAUACUCUAAUAAAUUUAGCAUGAUCUGUCGGCCUUCUCCAUUGAUCGUAUUUCCGGGCAUUGUACAAUUUCAUUUUGAAGAUUGAUAACAGGACAACUCAAAUUGCACACCUAUUUCAAGUAAGUUGUCACUCCGUCUCUCAAAGUUUCGAGACGGAGACACACAACUAAAAAACGUAUUUCUUUGAACUUACCGAACAAACGUUCACACACAGGGGUAGGUUGCAUGUGUAUGUAUGAGGGAGAUGGAGAUAAUAUAUAAAGGGAUACUGGUAGUCUUACUUUGACCCGCCAAGAACGGUGACUACAACUAUAGUCUUUUUGACCUUGCUUGUUACUCAUACCAUAUUUGGUAAAGUUUUCAACAUUAGGAUGCAAGUGACAAAAAACAAGGAAAUCUAGGUCUGAAGAUGCAGUACUGAGUACUACUAAACUAUUUUGAAAGAUUUAUAAUUUUCGAUUCAUCAGCAUAAUAAAUCCUUUUUUCUCUCAUGCCUUUUAAUUAUCUAGCUCCAUAGUUUGAAAGUAAUUUUCAGAUCAGUGUUCAGGAGCAGAAAGUUAGCUGACGGGCUGUAAAGUCACAAUCUCCAGAAUUUCAGGCAGACGCUAGAGACGUUUAACCACGGUUAACUCGAAACAAAAUGUGAAUAAUUUUAUCGAUAAGAGGUGUUUCAUCAGAUAAGCUAUUAGGUUU
Messenger RNA from Acanthoscelides obtectus, 5175 nucleotides. NCBI's taxonomy places the organism in Eukaryota, Metazoa, Arthropoda, Insecta, Coleoptera, Chrysomelidae. The record is from the annotation of a GenBank genome assembly.